Molecule: messenger RNA, 2995 nt
Organism: Danio aesculapii
Lineage: Eukaryota; Metazoa; Chordata; Actinopteri; Cypriniformes; Danionidae
Gene: brf1b
Product: BRF1 RNA polymerase III transcription initiation factor subunit b
Exons: 19
Coding region: 212-2293 (693 amino acids)
Biological process (GO): transcription preinitiation complex assembly; transcription by RNA polymerase III; DNA-templated transcription initiation
Cellular component (GO): nucleus; transcription factor TFIIIB complex; transcription preinitiation complex
Molecular function (GO): RNA polymerase III type 3 promoter sequence-specific DNA binding; TBP-class protein binding; RNA polymerase III general transcription initiation factor activity
Source: RefSeq, a predicted model, not a curated record
UGGAAAGUCAACAGUAGUGGUGUUAUGAAUUAAAUGAAGUAUUUUAUCAAAACAGAUUGAUUUAACUCUUUUAAACAUGUUGGUCACUGUAAAACACGAUUUGCUAUUUAAGUAGUUUAUGAAACCCAACAAGAAAUACGACUGGAUACGGUUUUAAAGUGUUUGAGCUAAAGUCUUUACUUCCUUUGACUGGUCUGAGUCUUCAGUCAGUAUGAGUCGCCAGUGCAAGAACUGUGGUGGAGCAGACAUCGACACAGAUCCAGCCCGGGGGAGCGCAGUCUGCACAGCCUGUGGUUCGGUUCUGGAGGAUAACAUCAUUGUGUCUGAGGUUCAGUUUGUGGAAAACAGCGGAGGAGUGUCUUCAGCCGUCGGCCAGUUUGUGUCUGCAGAUGGUACUUCCAAAGCUCCAGUCUUGGGCAGUGGCUUCCACACCAGCCUGGGAAAAGAAUCACGAGCUCAGACACUCCAGAAUGGGAAACGGCAGAUCCACAACCUCGGCAGUCAACUUCAGCUCAACCAGCACUGCCUGGACACGGCCUUUAAUUUCUUCAAGAUGGUGGUGAGCAAGCACUUGACGCGAGGGCGAAAGAUGACACACGUGAUUGCCGCCUGCCUCUACCUGGUGUGCAGGACAGAAGGAACGCCACACAUGCUCCUGGACCUGAGUGAUCUUUUACAGGUUAAUGUUUACAUUCUGGGCAAGACCUUCCUCCUGUUGGCUAGAGAGCUCUGCAUCAAUGCUCCGGCUGUCGAUCCAUGUCUGUACAUUCCACGAUUCGCCCACAUGUUGGAGUUUGGUGAAAAGACCCAUGAGGUUUCGAUGACUGCUCUCAGACUGCUGCAGAGGAUGAAAAGAGAUUGGAUGCACACAGGACGGCGACCAUCAGGAUUGUGUGGUGCAGCUCUGCUCGUGGCGGCUCGCAUGCAUGAAUUCCGGCGCACGGUGAAGGAGGUCAUAUCUGUUGUAAAGGUGUGCGAGGCUACACUGAGAAAAAGACUGACAGAGUUUGAGGAGACACCCACCAGUUCCCUGACUAUUGAUGAGUUCAUGCGAGUAGACCUUGAAAAAGAAUGUGAUCCUCCGUCUUUUGUUGCAGGCCAGAAAAAAGUCAAGAUGCAGCAGCUGGAGCAGGAGUUGGUCAAGAAACUUGAGGAGUAUCAAGGUGAGAUCGACUCAUACCGCGAUGAGAUUGAGACACAGUUGGCAGGGAGCAGCAGAACCAAAUUGAGAGGGAUUUAUGCCUCCUACGCAAGAGAAGAUGAUGACUCUGUGUCUUUGGCUUCUGGAUUGACUGGAGAUGAAGAUGCAGAGGAUGAGGAAAUGGAGGCAGCAGCUCAACAUCUCAACCAAGAGUUCAUCAGUCAGGUGCUCGACCGAACAGACCAGGGAGGAAAGAAGGAUCCGGAUGGAAGAAAGAACACAGACUCACUUCCUAAUCAGUCCAAACAUGUGCCCCUGACUGCCCUCCUCGGCCCUCUGCCCAGUGCUGCCAGCCUUGGUUUAACAGACUCCAUUAGACAAUGCAUCACAGAGACGACAAACGUGGAAGAAAAAUCUGACAGUGGGGAACUAGAUUUGGAUGGGAUUGAUGAAGAUGAAAUUGAAAAGUACAUUUUGAACGAGAUCGAGGUGGAGGCGAAGACAGAGCUGUGGAUGAAACAGAAUGAGGAGUAUUUGAGGGAACAGAAAGAAAAAGAAGAGAGAAUUGCUAAAGAGAAGGAACAGGGGACCUAUAAGGAGAAGCCAAAGAAGCCGUCCAAGAAGCGAGAACCAAUCCUGGCCAGCACUGCGGGAGAGGCUAUAGAGAAGAUGCUGGAGCAAAAAAAGAUCUCCAGUAAGAUCAAUUAUGAUGUAUUGCGGGACCUCAACAGCAAGGGCAGCGCCAGCAGCAGCACCCAACAAGCUGAGGAUGUGCCCGCCAGUGGCUCUGGACGCAAGAGGUUGACCCGCCGCAAGAAGCAGCCAAACAAGAGCAAUCUCGGCCUUGCGAAACCUGCAAGCCUCAUGGGCAAGAGGCUACGGCCCUUAAUAUCAUCAGUUCCAAAGAAGAAGAGGACAGCAGCUGCACUGGUCAGUCCCAGCAUGACCAUGAUGUUGCCUCCUGCGGCCCCAGAGCCCCCUCCGGCCCCCACCCCUCCCCCUGUGCUGGAAAGCGGGCCUGUGGCUUAUGAUGAACCAGCCGAGGAAGAGGAGGAGAUCGAGGAAGAGGCGGAGGAGUCUUGUGUUAGCGCCAUGGAGCUGAUCGGUGGAAAUGAAUACGGGUGUGAAGCUGAAGAAGAGGAGGUUUUCUAGAUUGAAACUCAUCCUCCUUUUCCAUUACCUCGUAUAGUGAGAAGAAGAGCCACCAAUUUCAGCAUUUGAGACACCAACAAUAUUUUGAAGGUUUAUGAAAGGUCACUGUCCCUCUCUGUGCAUCAUAUAUGACUGGUUAUAGGACUGCAGCUUCUGUGUGAUAAGAAGGUGCUGGCAGCUUUAGACUUAAGUGCAUAAAACCAUUUUAGAAUUUUGCCAUUGUUCCACUAGAAACUCAAGACACAGGAAGCUCUGAAGUAGAUCUCUGGCAGAGAGGAUUUGAACGUGCUGUACUGUAGAUACUUUCUGAAAGGUGAGGAUAUUGAUAUUCUUAGCCUGCUAUGCAUUUUAAAUGCAGUGGGCUAGUGAUUUGGGAUUUGUUGAAUGUUCACACUUGUACAUUGUAAAUAGAUUGUAGGAAACUGUAGUGUUUGACUUUUUAUUUAUUUUUUUACUUGUUUUAUGCUCUAUACGCCUGUAUAUAUGUAUAUAUAACAGUAUUUAGUUAGCUGUUUAACAAUAUUUUGUAAUUCCGUGAAAAAGUGAACGUUUCAUUGUGUUGGGUUAUGAUAAAUAUUAAGGUGUAAUGUUUUUGUCUGUUUUAAUUGAAUAUUAAUAUCAGAUGUAGAUUUCAGAGUAGUUUUAGAUACUAGUGAGUAGUAAAUUAUAAUGAAUGUAAAUAAAUUUAUGUUUGUUUUUUAA